Messenger RNA from Colletotrichum phormii, 707 nucleotides. RefSeq lists its product as uncharacterized. The coding region runs from base 132 to 575 and encodes 147 amino acids. The transcript has a single exon. NCBI's taxonomy places the organism in Eukaryota, Fungi, Ascomycota, Sordariomycetes, Glomerellales, Glomerellaceae. The record is from RefSeq and is a predicted model, not a curated record.
AUUAGUUUGCCGCUCAAUCCUGACCACCCGACCUCUAUUCCUCUUCUUCCUAGGGACUACUGCUGCUGCUAUUACUACUGUUACUGCUGCUACUGCUACCACUCUUAUCACUCAUCUUACUUUUUUCUUCUAUGUAUCCCUUAGAGAAUUCACUUUUAAGAAAGCGCAGUAUGGUGAUAAUAAUAAUGCUAGUGGUUAUAAGAAGGGGCCGCUCGUGCGUUGGGCGGCAUCCCAUUCUGUCACCCACUUGGGAGCCUCAACUUAAGCAAGCUUUAAGGCUCGAUGAGGCCCCUGUGGCUGACCCUUGCCGCUGGGUCGUGGAUUUGUACUCCUUACGGAGUACUCAGUGUUCCACGGGUGGGCAAUGCCCCAGAUUGGCACAUGAGAGACAUUGCCAUGGCACAUUUGCCAUCAGGCUUCCUUGGAGAGAGUAUCCGUGGGGAGCACCUCUCAGGAGCACCCGUAGAUUGCCGUUCAUGCUGUUGUCCUUGUCACCCACGCACCUUCCUAGAGCUUCAGUGAGAAAAGACGCGAAGUCCUUGGCUGACCUUGAGCUAGGCCCGGUAGAUAGGUAAGGUAGGUAGGCAAUGUGAAUAUAUAUAUAUAUGCCUUACUGCGUACCUUAAGGUACUUGGGUAAGAUAUCAAAAUCCACCCAGGGCAAUGUGUGUGAUCCAAGGUGAGGCAGGUAAGCGUGGUAAGGUACCU